AUGAUAGAAACGGAGUCUAUUAACCACUUGAUAACUGCGUUAAACGGUUCAUCGGUGAUUUCCUCGACCGUUGGUGAGUCGCAAGUUCUUAACAAUAUUGUCUACUACUUGCCACGUAUCCGAGAUUAUCAACUCUUGGCUCAGCUAAUACAUGCCUCGUUCCACUGGAAGCCACAGAAGCUUACCAUCUGGCAAGUAUUUGAAGCAUCGUCUGCCGUUAUGAAAUGGAAGUUAGAGAUCUCGGAACCGCGUUUGAGCAUCCAUAAAUUCGUUUCGCUUUGGAAACAGGAACUCGAAUCAUGUUCUGCACUCAACAUUUUCCAGCUUGCAACUUUAGCUGGUCUUAUCAGUUGCAGGCAGCAGCUUGAGGUUUUGCAGGAGCAAUUGUUUAUUGAUGAUUCAGGAACAGCAAGUGAGGAGUUGAAAGAUAUUAAAUUUCGUCAUUUCAUGCCGUAUUGGAAUCAGUAUAUGAAUAUAUCCAAAGGUGACCAUCGGUUGAUUGACGAUUUAUGUAUACUUUAUUCCAUGGUUCAUAUGCAGUCCGAUUAUGUUGCGUCAAAUGAGCUGUUAUUCCAAAGUCUUUUCAACAUUCUAAUGACAUACAUUAAUAACGGCGAUACAGAGUACCAUGGACCAAAUGCGUUCGCUUACAAACAUUUGAACUUGAUUUGUCAAACUUGUGAACAUAGCAUAUCUAACACACACAAUCGAAGGCUGCUCAGGAGUAAAUUGGAGGAAUUAUGCAGAAUCAUGGGUGCUUUAUCUGACAAAGAAACACUGACUGGUAGGAAAAAAUACACAGAUAAAUACUACAUCAACAUUCUCUUUAUUGUGGUUAUUCUACUAUCUGGGUAUAAACCUUCAGCAGAAGUCGUGCAUGAGAUUACGAUGACGUUAUUCUAUACAAGUUUUAUUUUACAAGACUUUGGACUAGAUGGAUUUACCAAAUAUCAGGAGCUCAUAUAUUCCGUAUGUGGCAGGAUUUGUCAGGACUUCGAUAUCUUCGAUCAGAUACUAAAAGAAAUGAUUUCUAAAAUGCAAUUUAAUAUGGAUAAUAAGAUUUAUCACUCCAAGCUGAUGUUCAUCUUGGAGUAUUUGCAACUCAAUUUGGCAGAAUUGAAGAUACCUGACGCAUGCUAUCUUGAAGAAAGAAUUGAACCUCUUGUUCGACCAUACCUCGAUUCUUCCGAUGUUAAACUUCGGGAAAGCGCACAUCUUGUAUGGCUUGAAGUGUUUAAUAAUGAAACCUGGAAAGCAGAUGUCACAAACUUUAAACUCAAAAGAUUGAGGCUAUACUUACAUGAUUGUUUCAGACAAUGCAGUGCAUCUUUAAUGACAGAAAAACAAUUAAUUGUAAUUUGGAAAAGCAUACUUCCAACUAUAAGAUAUCUUUCUAAUUAUGACAAUGACUUAAUCCGGGAUCUAAUUCAUUCGACCUAUAUUAGAAUAAUCAACACUGAAAAUUUACAAAUGAAAUCCACUAGCAUACAAUGUCUCAUAGAACAAUUCCACAAUGUGCCUGAUGAAUACUUAUGGGAUUGGUUAGAUGCAUGUAACGAAUUAGCCCGAACUCUUCCGCCUCUAAUGAAAGAACAUAUCAUUACUAAAUUAUGGGAGUAUAUAUCACAUUCUCACAAUGAACUAGCAAUUAGAUGGUGGUAUGAUAGGAUAGUUCCAAAUUUAUCAAGAAUUUGA
Molecule: messenger RNA, 1695 nt
Organism: Kluyveromyces lactis
Lineage: Eukaryota; Fungi; Ascomycota; Saccharomycetes; Saccharomycetales; Saccharomycetaceae
Gene: PEX8
Product: Pex8p
Exons: 1
Coding region: 1-1695 (564 amino acids)
Source: RefSeq, a predicted model, not a curated record